AUGAACUUUUUAAGCAAGACACUAAGCACCUUCACUGGUACUUCGAUACCGUACACUUUUAAAGAGAAAAUCGUCGAUCCCGUCACACUUGCAUCGUCACAGCUCGAAACUGAUCAAAAUUCAAUUUGGACCUUAUACAACGGUGUCAACCCGAAGGACUCCUCUGAUGUGUCCAUAUUUGAAUUUAGCCUUUGCGAGCCAAAAACUCAACGCUAUGAGCUACUAGCACGUAAUGCGUUUAAAAAGUUGAAAUUGAUUAAAUUUCCGGGAAUUAUAUCCAUUAUUGACUUUAUUGAAAAUGAUUCCCACUUGUACAUAAUUACCGAAAGAGUACUUCCCUUAUCGGUGUAUUUGGGAAACAAUAAAUUGGAUAAUGAUGCAUUGGUGGCUGGGCUCUAUUCUGUUGAAAAUUCAUUGAAGUUUAUUAAUGAUGAUUGUAAUUCAGUGUAUGGGGGAUUGAAUUUUUACAAUUCGGUGUUUGUCAAUCGACUGGGAGAUUGGAAAUUAAUGGGAUUUGAAAUUGUCACCAAUUUGACAUCGGACCCUGAUCAACCCAUUUAUCGAUUGAGUCAGUCUUUGCCUCAUUUUCAACAACAGGAUAUUGAUCAUGACUUUAUUAGACAAAAUCCGAAGAAGUUUGAUGGGUUCAAGUUGGCAUGUUUUGUGUAUGCAGUAUUCAACGGAAAGGGGGUAGUUGAUACUAGUGUGAAAUUGCCGGUCAAGUUAGUUGGUCCUGUCAAGAGGUUGUACGCUAAGCGAUCAACCAUUGCUGCGUUUGUCAAAGAGUUGGAAGCUUUCCACCAACUGAAUAAAGUCAUCCAAUUUGACCAUCAGUUGUAUGAGUUACACUUUAUGAAUGAUGGUGAGAAAAUUACCUUUUUCAAGUAUGAGUUGCCGCAAUAUAUCGAGGAUGAUAUAUAUCCACCCGGAAUGUUGAAUUACAAAUUACUUCCUGAAUUAAUCCGUCAGUACAAACAGUUGACGAAGAGUAGUAGCACUGCUGCAGCUGCUCCUGGAGCAGCCACUGAUCCCAAUGUGCUUGAUCCUAUGACGAGACAGGAAACUUUAACAGCCAUCCUUAAUUUAAUUGUCAAAUUUGGAACAAAGUUGACAUCCGACGAGUUCAACAAACAAAUAAAGCCCAUUAUUUUUGAAAGUUUCAACCUUGCUGAUCGAGCAAUUCGAUUGGUGUUGUUGACCCAUUUACCUGCAUACCAAGAGUUUCUUCUGGAUUCAGAAAUUCAAUCAAAAAUAUUCACACCAUUAAUCACUGGAUUUCAAGAUACAAAUUUCAUGAUCAGAGAAACAACCUUGAAAUCAAUCACUAUUAUUAUUGAUAAGAUUUCUGUCAAACAAGUUAAUCAAGAGUUGCUCCGUAUCCUAGCCAAAUCUCAAAUGGACCCAAAACCUUCAAUUAGAGUCAACACGUUGAUUUUAAUUAUCAAAAUAUCAUCCAAGAUUUAUUCCAAUUCCAAAAACAAUGUGCUCAUAACUGCCUUGUCGAAAUCAUUGCGUGAUUCAUUUGUUCCUUGUAAAAUUACUGCAUUAAAUGGGUUCAAAUCAUUAAUUGAUGAAUUUUCGUUAGAAGAAAUAUGUUCCAAGAUAUUGGGCCAUUUAGCUAUAUCUUUGAUGGAUAAAGCGUCAGCUAAAGUUCGCCAUGAGGCUAAAGAUGUGUUUGAUUUGUAUUUGAGUUCAGUGGAAACACAUGCAAAAGAAUUGCCCAAUGUUGAGCCUGAUGAAGAUGAAGAAGAACGUGAAUUUUAUAAACGGUUUGCACCAAAGCCACAACCUGAUGAAGAAGGUAGCAACUCUUUUUCUGAACCUUCAAACUCGAACGCUGCUGCAAAUGGCGGCUACUUUGGAUGGGGAGUGGUUAACAAAUUGACCUCGUUUGGUGGUGGUAGUGGUGGCGCAACUGCUGAUAUUGCCACUGGUGGUCAAUUGAACAAAGAUUUCAACCAGUCUACACCUGAUAUCACUCGAAUCGGUACCCCUACACAACAGCAAUUGCCGAUCUUGGAAACUCCUGUCAAUGUAAAUGCAAUCAAAGAUACUGGUGGCGAUGAAUCAGGUCAAGGAUGGGAUGACGAUUUCAACGAAGACUGGCUUGACAACGACAAUGAAUCUAGUAUCCAAAAGCCAAUAGUUGAACCAAUACGAAAAUUGAAUCUUGGCAAAUCAACUGAUAUACAUACAUCUACACCAGGGGCAAGGUCGGCGAGAAAACCACUAGGUUCGAAAAAGCCAACAUCAUUGAGGUUAGGGCACAGUUCCAAGGCCAAUCCGAAUAAACCUAAACCGACAUUAAAUUUGAACUUGGCUGUUGAUGCUGCUGAUGACGGUGAAGAGGACGAGUGGGGAGAUGGUUGGUGA
Messenger RNA from Lodderomyces margitis, 2373 nucleotides. It is a transcript of the gene CEX1, whose product is annotated as Cex1p. The record is from RefSeq and is a predicted model, not a curated record. Gene Ontology annotation, biological process: tRNA export from nucleus. Lineage: Eukaryota; Fungi; Ascomycota; Pichiomycetes; Serinales; Debaryomycetaceae. Gene Ontology annotation, cellular component: cytoplasm. The coding region runs from base 1 to 2373 and encodes 790 amino acids. The transcript has a single exon.